This is a messenger RNA of Drosophila sulfurigaster albostrigata, 879 nucleotides long. RefSeq lists its product as uncharacterized. The transcript has a single exon. NCBI's taxonomy places the organism in Eukaryota, Metazoa, Arthropoda, Insecta, Diptera, Drosophilidae. Bases 1 to 879 code for a protein of 292 amino acids. The record is from RefSeq and is a predicted model, not a curated record.
AUGGAGGAGUUCAAAGAGAAGCGAGUGAAGAAUGAAGAAGCCGUGGAUCUAUUGCCGCGAACACCUGGAAAAUGUCCUGUGACCAAAUGCGAUGCAACUGUCUUUCCCUCUAAUGUCAUGAUGCACAUGAUGGACAAACAUUCCUAUGCCGAUGGUACCACCAACUCAAAGAUCUAUGACCACAAACCAGUAGCAUUUCACUUUGAUCCCUCGAGACUUGAGUAUGGCGAAAAUCGUUGUGUAGCUACCUUGGCUUAUGGUGGCUCAAUAGAUCAGCCAGAAACGCAACCGGGUUGCGACUUCAUGAGUCUGCCGAAUGCUGCACUAAUCAACUAUCAACAUGGCUAUGACAAUUUCCUACCAAUCAUGAUGAUGGUUUGUCGAUCCAAUUCUUUUGCUCUCCUCGAAAACAGAAAGCUGCAGCAGGAACUGUCAUUGUUGAGAGGUCACAAGGCUGGCAUCUAUGUCAUCUGGCUGGUGGCACCCAAGACAACUCGCAAACUGUACUAUACUCUAACCAUUCAUGAUCGUUACUAUCACAUCUCCAGAAGUGUUAUACGUUCAGUGCGAGAUUUCUGUGCCAGCCAGAAUCCCAGUGAAUUUAUGGUCGACGAUGAUAACUAUUUGCUGCUGCGCGACUCGGAGAUACUUCAGCUCAUGAGCAAGCCCAGUACCAACACAAAGGGCAAACAGAAACGUGGCAUUCCAGUUGAGCUCAUAGUCUACCAGAACCCAAGGGACCCCGACAGUCAGUGGCAGAAAUCCGACCAUCUAAAGAAAUUGCUUAUCAAAAUGCCGCAUACAAAAGCUCAAAUACAACGCGCUAUAAAUGGAAAGUUAUCGCUAACCAAAAGACCUCUUUCAAAGACUGUUCUUUAA